Messenger RNA from Rotaria sp. Silwood1, 879 nucleotides. The record is from the annotation of a GenBank genome assembly. Lineage: Eukaryota; Metazoa; Rotifera; Eurotatoria; Philodinida; Philodinidae.
AUGUGUCAAUAUGAAAUGACUUAUUAUCAUACAUAUGAAUAUAAUCGUACUAAUUUUACUUGUUAUACUCAUUUACAAUGUAAUCGUGGUCCUUUUCCAACAUGUUUGGAUUGGAGUAAAAUUUGUGAUGGACAAGUAGAUUGUCUCGAUGAUAAAUUUGAUGAAGAAUAUUGUUGGCAACUUGAAAUAAAUGAAUGUAAUGAUAAUGAAUAUCGAUGUACUAAUGGACAAUGUAUACCGCAGUCAUUUUUUCGAGAUGAUUCUAACAUUUUUGAUUGUCUUGAUGGUUCUGACGAAAUUUUAAUGAAUAUUGAACAAAAUUACAAAUGUAAUAGAGAUAUACCAUCAUUUAAAUAUGAAGAAAAGAUAUGUCAAUUUAUUGAACUGAGUCCGAUAAUUAUCGAAGAACAAAAUGUAACAGAUGAAAAAGAAUGUGAACAAUGGUCAUGUAUUAAUAUUUAUACUCGUUGUGAUAGUUUAUGGAAUUGCCCACAUGGUGAAGAUGAAAUUGGUUGUAAUUUAUCUUCAACAUUAAAUUAUUCAUUAGAUCAUCACAAAUGUGUUUCACUUUAUACAAAUGAACUCAUUUGGCUUCCUAUUAAGCAAGCAAAUGACGGUAAAAUCGAUUGUCUUGGUGCUACUGACGAACCAACAUUAUGUCAAGAAAAAUAUCACACAAUAUUUUAUGAUAAUUUUUAUUGCAUAGACUCUAGUUAUCACCCGUGCAUUUAUUUUCAAUUUUUAUGUAAUGAUUUUGCAACUUGUGAUCAUGAAGAUGAUGAAAGAUUUUGUGUAAAAAAUGAGAAAAAUAUUUCUAUGUUUCAAAGUAUUUGUCUUUCGUCUGAUUCAUCUAUUCAUUCUGAUGUCGAACAGUUUUAA